Molecule: messenger RNA, 1718 nt
Organism: Drosophila guanche
Lineage: Eukaryota; Metazoa; Arthropoda; Insecta; Diptera; Drosophilidae
Product: synaptic vesicle 2-related protein
Exons: 4
Coding region: 117-1718 (533 amino acids)
Biological process (GO): transmembrane transport
Molecular function (GO): transmembrane transporter activity
Source: RefSeq, a predicted model, not a curated record
GCUCGCACUUAAAACCCAAAACUCUGUGCGCUCUUCAGUUGUGUGCAGACAGUGCGCUCUGUCGGUCAUCCGCCCCAUCCUUAGCGUUCGGAAUUUACACUGAAACCAGGAGGACCAUGGAUAAUCCUGCCUAUGUGAUCGACUGUGAGCGCGAGUUCGGUGAUGGACGGGAGAAGCCUCCACAGUCGCCCAAGUCGCACAGCUUCGAGGAGGCCAUCACGUUGACGGGUGUCGGACGCUUCCACUACAAGCUGCUGCUCGUGUGUGGCCUCUGCUUCAUGGCCGUGAUGGUGGAGAUCAUGGGCGUCAGCCUGAUCAUGAACCAAAUGAAGUGCGACCUCCAGCCCACGAUUGACCAGCAGGGCAUCCUGGCCUCGGCGGGCUUCCUGGGCGUUGUGCUCAGCUCCCAUGCCAUGGGCUUCCUGGCGGACACUUGGGGCCGGGUGACGACGCUCCGGUAUGCGCUCCUUCUGGCCGCCAUUUGCUCGAUCAUCUCGGGCUUUUCGGUCAACAUUUGGAUGCUGAUUGUGUUGCGUUUCCUCACGGGCUUCUUCAUCUCCGGCGGCCAGGCCUGUGUCUUCAGUUUGUGCGGCGAGUUCCAUGGCAACGGAUCGAGGGUGAGGCAUGUGACCCUCCUCUCGGGCUUCCUCUGCUUGUCCAUGAUCUUUGCACCAGCCAUGGCCAUUGGCAUUCUGCCGCUGCGCAUUGAGACCAUUGUCCUGGGCAUGCGCUUCUCCUCGUGGCGUGUGCUGCUCAUCGCCAAUGUGUCCAUCUCGCUGCUCGCCCUCGUGGGCCUCGCCACGCUGCCCGAGACGCCCAAGUAUAUGCUGGUGCAGGGCCAGGGCGAGGCAGCCCUCGAGACGCUGCGAAUCAUCUUCAGCCAGAACAUGCGCAAACCCCCAUCCGAGUACCCAGUGCGAGCGAUCACCCUGGAGAGCGGCGGUGCCAGUCUGUCGGAUGUCCACGGGUUCUGCGACGCCGUGCGCCUCGUCUGGCGCCAGACAGUGCCGCUCUUCUACCGCUCCCGGCUGGUGCACACGCUGAACAUUUGCACGAUUCAGUUCCUCAUCUACAGCAUGGCCCAGGGCAUAUUCAUGUGGUUCCCCACCAUCCUCGAUGAGCUGGGCGCCCGUGGCGGCGACCCAGCGCUCCUCUGCCGCGUGCUGUCCGAGUUCGAUGCCCAGAGGCCGGACAAUGCCACUGCAGGGGACACCGCACAGGUGUGUGCCGUGGAUGUGGACACCAACACCUACCAAGUGAUGAUCAUCAUUGGGGCCUCGUUCACGGGGAUCUACUUGGUGUUUGCCUACAUCAUCGACUACACGGGCAAGCGGAAUCUGUUGAUGGGCUGGAUGGCGCUGACCAUGAUCUGCCUGGUGGGCUUGCACUUCGUGGAGCAAUUUGCCCUGGUGGUCAUCGCCCUGACCGUGGUCAUGGCCAUUGGCAACUGCGGCGGUCUGGUGAGCACCAUUGCCAUGGAGUUCUAUCCCACGCACAUCAACGCCAUGGGCAUGUGCUUCAUCAUGAUGAUGGGUCGCCUCGGGGCAGUGGUCGGCAGCAAUCUCCUCGGUCGCCUGCUCUUCACCAGCUGCGACACCGUCUUCUGGUCACUGCUCGGCCUCGUCAUUUUCCUAUGCAGCUUGGGCUACUUCCUGCCCGAGAAGCCGCGCGCCCAGCGAGUGCCAGCGACACCGAUCUUGGCCAAUAGCUCUAAGUAG